AAGGUCUUCUCAGGUCACUUUGUAAGAGGAAGCAAAUAAGCCCAAGUGAACACCAGGGGCCUUUCACAAAACAAGAAGCAGGAAUGACUAAAGCACAUACAUUAAGUGAUCUACUGAGCAUGGAUGAGCUAAAAAACGCUGAGAUGGAAAUAUUUAAGUUUUGCCAAAGAGCAAGGUUCCCCUAUGAACUUGAUAAAUUGCAGAGCGGUAUGUGCGUUAGUAAGAACAGUUCCAUCUUUAAACUUUCUCCUGUGCUGGAAGAUGGCAUUAUAAGAAUUGGUGGACGAUUAAGUAAGGCUGCUAUGCCGGAAGAGGCAAAGCAUCCCAUCAUACUAGCUAAAAACCUCCAUAUCUCGAGCAUACUUCUUAGAUACAUACACAAAGAAGUGGGCCAUGGUGGGCGCAAUUAUAUGUUGGCAAGGUUGGUCAGAAGUUUUGGGUUACAGGCGCUUCUACAGCUAUAAGAAGUAUCUUGUCCAAGUGUGUUGUCUGUCGCAGAUUGCAAGCAGUGCCAGGGUCCCAACAGAUGGCUGAUCUGCCUGCAGAUAGGGUCUGUCCAGACGAAGCACCAUUCACCUGGGUAGGAGUGGAUUACGUCGGACCCUUUGAAGUCAAGAGCCGGAGGAGCUUGGUAAAGAGAUAUGGAGUAAUAUUUACCUGUCUGACCAUACGAGCCAUCCAUAUUGAAGUAGCGUCGUCUUUGGAUACUGAUUCAUUUAUCCACGCAUUACGACGCUUUAUAGCGAGACGUGGCCAAGUUCAGGAACUGCGUUCUGAUAAUGGGACAAACUUUAUUGGAGCAGAGCGUGAGCUCAGGCAAGCUAUUGAAGGUUGGAAUCAGGGCCGUAUCAAUGAUAUGCUUUUAAAGAAAAACAUCAAGUGGGUCUUCAACCCCCCUACAGGUUCGCACCAUGGGGGAGCAUGGGAAAGACUUAUAAGGUCAGUACGCAAAGUAUUUAAUUCUACAGUGAGGUCACAGAAUCUUGAUGAAGAAGGUUUCUAUACCAUUGUCUGUGAAAUAGAAUCAAUCAUAAAUGGCCGCCCACUUACUAAGGCAUCUUCUGAUCCUAAUGAUUUGGAAGCACUGACCCCUAACCAUCUGUUGCUGUUGAAAUCCUCUCCAUCCCUACCACCAGGGGAGUUCCAUAAAAAUGACAUCUAUGCUCGCCGCCGCUGGAAGCAAGUCCAGUAUAUGUCAGAUUUAUUUUGGAAGCGGUGGGUCCAGGAGUAUCUACCACAGUUGCAGGAAUGGCAAAAGUGGUGUGACAAGAAGCGCAACUUCACGGUGGGGGACAUAGUCCUCAUUGUGGAUGAGACAGCACCUCGUAAUUCCUGGAUAAUGGGAAAGGUCAUCCAAACGUUCCCAGACAGAAGAGGUCUUGUACGAAGGCUGCUUAUCAAGACAAAGACAAACCAGCUGGACAGGCCAAUAACUAAGGUCUGUCUUCUACAAGAGGCGGAAGCCUGAAGAACUCUUGCUUGCUUGUUUGUUUGUUUGACGACUGACCAACCAACUUACUGGACAGAGAGUGAUGGUAAAGAUCACUCCGAUGGGCUAUGUGCUUGAACCUCUGGCCCAGACUAGACUUGCACCCUUUGAAGAAAGAAGAGCCAGCUGCCUCUUGGAACACACAAGAAUACUUAUGUGUAUUGCAUGACUUUGAUGUUAUAGUGCUAUGUAAUGUUAAUUAUUACAACUAUGGUUGGUAAUAAUUAGGGGCUGGAAUAUAGCGGCCAUAUGUCAUGGUUGAAUUGGUCUGUGCUUUGGUGCUUUUAUUUUGGUCUCUGGUGGGCGUGUAUGCAAGCCACGUGGGUAUUGGCAUAGGAAUUAGUGAAUGAAUAUAUGCACCUGGGCACCUGUGGUAGUAUGGCAAGGGGGUGAGUAGGGAGAGCACAUUUUUUGUUGACUGCUAAAUAUGCUGACUAUUGGAAUUUUGGAUUAAUUAAAACUUUUACUGGAAGAAUUGCAUGUAUUUUAAUAUCGCCACUUUGCAUAGAAGCACUUGCACUUUUCUAUCUGCUGUCCUGUUUAAGAAAUAUAUGUAUCUGCCUAUAAAUAAACAGAAGAACCUAACUUCCAGAGCGGACAUUGAAAUUGUUGGCAGCGCGUCACUCAAGUGAAUCUCCCUUAUUUAGCCUCUCAGCGACAUUCUGGUGGUCGCUACACCAUGUAAGAAAUCGAAAGGACAUAAGUACUCGUUCAUUCAACAUUUGACUUGUAAUCUAUGUUGACAUGCACAAACUACAAUCAAAUAUGAGAUUUAUCAACAACAAUCAGGCGAAAGAGACAAAUUUAGCCGUUUAGCUCCAUAG
Hypomesus transpacificus is the source of this 2313-nucleotide messenger RNA. RefSeq lists its product as uncharacterized. The transcript is spliced from 2 exons. The record is from RefSeq and is a predicted model, not a curated record. Lineage: Eukaryota; Metazoa; Chordata; Actinopteri; Osmeriformes; Osmeridae. Bases 527 to 1468 code for a protein of 313 amino acids. Gene Ontology annotation, molecular function: nucleic acid binding. Gene Ontology annotation, biological process: DNA integration.